Messenger RNA from Culicoides brevitarsis, 1947 nucleotides. RefSeq names its product stromal membrane-associated protein 1. Gene Ontology annotation, cellular component: cytoplasm. The coding region runs from base 164 to 1522 and encodes 452 amino acids. Gene Ontology annotation, molecular function: metal ion binding; GTPase activator activity. NCBI's taxonomy places the organism in Eukaryota, Metazoa, Arthropoda, Insecta, Diptera, Ceratopogonidae. The record is from RefSeq and is a predicted model, not a curated record. The transcript has 3 exons.
ACCUUGAAUGAUUCCUCAGAUUCAAAUUCGGACAGAAUUUUCGAAUUUUCUACUGGAUUCUAAGGAAAAAUAGGAUAGAAAUUAUCGUUAACACAUAGUUUAGGCAUCGCACUUGAGGAAUUUCUACAUCGCCGAUACGCAAGACCCGAAGAAAGGAGGAAAAAUGAGUCGAAAAGAGACGGAGAAGCAAAAACUCGCAAACGAGUGGUGUCAGAAACGACUAAUGAAGCUCUUGCAGUACGACGAGAACAAAGAAUGUCAGGAUUGCAUGGCGAAAAGUCCCCGUUGGGUUUCAUGGAACAUUGGAGUCUUCUUGUGCAUUCGAUGUGCCGGCAUUCACAGAAAUCUCGGAGUUCAUAUAUCGCGUGUGAAGUCUGUCAAUUUGGAUACAUGGACCCCCGAACAAAUUGCACAAUUAGAAACGAUGGGCAAUUCGAUGGGACGAGCUGUGUACGAAGCGAAUGUUCCGGACAAUUUUCGACGCCCCCAGACUGAUUCCGCCUUAGAAAGUUUCAUUCGUGCGAAAUACGAGACGAAAAAAUACAUUGCGAAGGAAUGGGUACCACAACCGCCCGCCAAACUCGAUUGGGAAAAGGAAAUUGACGAAGAGGAGAAGAUGAAAAAGAAGAAAAAGAGCGCUGCUUCGACGACGGGAGCAACAACAGGUGUCCCGAUUCUUCCUCCGCCCUCGACAGGCGGCGAAAAGGCAAAAAGUACGACGAAAACGGCAAGCAUUCCUCCUCCCUUACCGAAAAUUGGGAGCGUAAAUAGUCCGAAAUCGAGUAGAACGGAGCGAAAAUCCACGACAAAUGGCUCAAAUGGCGCGACAGACCUUUUGGGACUCAAUUCUUCGACGCAAAAUAGCUCGGAUAUCAUUUCGGUGCCCUUGAAACAACAAACUGACGCGAGCAACGAUAAUUUUGCGAAUUUUCUGAGUGCGGCGCCAACUACUGCCGUUCCCGCUGCGGAAAAUAAUGUACAGGAAUCAAAUUCAGGUUUAGAUAAUUUCACGUCGCUCGACAAAGAAGAGGCGGAUUUCUUCAAUCAAACGGCUGCCGAUAAAGAAAAGUCGGCGAAAAUGACAAAAGAUAGCAUAUUAGCGCUAUAUGGCUCUGCUCCCAUAAAUCCCAUCAAUAAUUUCAAUCAAGGCUUUAACGGAAUGCCCGCGACACAGAAUUUCAUGACGGCGGCGCCUCCGCAGCAAGCUGGAAUGUUCGCUCAACCGAAUGCCUUUGGCCAACUUCCUCCGACAGCGCAACAAGUGCCGCAAGCGUUCAUGAUGAACAACCAAUUUCCCGCGCAAAUGCCUCAAACGCAAUUCGCCGCGGCGAUGCCCAAUGCCCAAUGGGGAGCAGCUCCCAUGAUGACGCCUCCCGUUGUCGCUCCCGUCGCACAAACACAACAAAUCCCCUCACAAAUGUUCAAUUAUCCAAAUCCCUUGUCGAAUGUCGCUGUGCCUCCGAUGGCAUCUACAGACCCUUUAGCAAAGCACUUUGGGGGUCUCAACCUAAAUUGGCAAUAAUUUUUUUUUUUGUGUGAUUGAGUGCAAUUUACAAAGAGUGCUUAAAAAAUGUAGAAAAAAUUUAUAGAAAAUCCCCAUUGAAUUUGUAAAAAUAAGAAAAAAAAAUAUUUAAAGCUGUAAAUUGCUCCGGGAUCAAAAAAAAAAAAAAUAGUGCGGGAUGAAAAAUCAAACUUAGACGUAAAUACGGAAAAAAUUACUUAACAUAUACAACACACUUAAUAGAUAAAAAAACUGACUCAGAAGAUAACGAAAGUAAGAUAAUUAAUUGCCACAAAUUUCAAUCAUUUUUUUCUGACGAGAAAUAAAAAAAUAAAAUAAUUUCCGAUAAAAUAGCUGGAUAAGUUCCUUUUCUUAUACUAUCACAAAAUGAUAAAAAAAUGGAGACUAUGUUAUAUUUUAUUAUUUAAUAGACUUAUGAAAUUAUU